AGCCGAUUUUACGUGGUUAUCAAGCAAGCACUGAGACAGUCCUUCAGUCUGUAUCAAAUUUUCGGCUAGUUUAUCAUCUAGACCCACGACUUGAAUAGCAUCAACAUCAUGAAGUUUCUGUUGAUUACCGGAAUUCUGCUGGCCUCAGUCGGUUACCUGUUUGCGACAGAGUGCCACUUCUGCAGCUAUGUGUCAGGUACGAUGGGUGAGGAAUGCAAGGAUCCCUUCACCAGCAAUGGUAACUCCAGCGAAACAUGUCAAGGAACCUACUGCUUGAAAGUCGUAUCCAAGGUGAGUGGUGAAUUGACGUCCAUCACCCGUAGCUGCAGCGAGGCGUGCUCCGAGGCUUGCCUCUCCUUGUUCGGAAUCGAAGGCUGCACCUACUGUUGCCAAAGCGACAACUGCAACGGAGCAGGAUCCGUCACCUUCAGUCUGUCCGUGAUGGUUGCCAUGGUUACAGCAGUUCUGAAACUAUCUGCUUAACAACAGCUUGACGUGAUUUUUAAAAAUAUUUGUUUUCAGAAACAUUCUUACAAAACUUUUGAACUUUCAGAAACACCCAAGUUGAAACAUUGCUACAUUAAGAUUAAUAACAGGGUAUUAAAAUAUUUUACAUCUCAUUACUUUGCAAAGUUUAUUCAGCUUUUGAGGGGCCAACCCUAAAUGACCAAAUAUGUAACGGGGAAUUAAAACAUUCUGCAUCUCAUUACUUUGCAAAGUUUAUUGUGUCUAUGCAAUUACUCAUCUUCAGCUUCCAUUCAGCUUUUCAGGGCCAACCCCAAAUGACCAAAUAUGGAAAAAGUGGUGGAUCAACAUACUCAUCUGCCUUACAAGAUCAUAUUACUUGUGUACAAGAAUCAAAUGUAAUGAAGUUUCAAUAAAUGAUUGAGAAUUUGAGGUUAAUGUUAAAGAACUCAUUUCAUAUUUGGCAAUAACAGUGUAUGUCUGUGAACCUGUCGCGUGAAGAUUAUUUAUCUGAAUGACAGUCACAGUAUACAUGUACUUGGCCUUUUGACACUAGAUUACUUCCUACCGAAGUUCUUUCUUUGUAGUUUUGUAUUAUUUGAAAAAGAAAAUAAACAGGGGGGAAUUUAUUUCAAA
Patiria miniata (bat star) is the source of this 1101-nucleotide messenger RNA. Its product is annotated as ly-6/neurotoxin-like protein 1. The transcript has 4 exons. The record is from RefSeq and is a predicted model, not a curated record. Bases 109 to 483 code for a protein of 124 amino acids. Lineage: Eukaryota; Metazoa; Echinodermata; Asteroidea; Valvatida; Asterinidae.